Schistocerca cancellata (South American locust) is the source of this 1459-nucleotide messenger RNA. Its product is annotated as poly [ADP-ribose] polymerase tankyrase-1-like. NCBI's taxonomy places the organism in Eukaryota, Metazoa, Arthropoda, Insecta, Orthoptera, Acrididae. The transcript is spliced from 5 exons. Bases 3 to 1415 code for a protein of 470 amino acids. Gene Ontology annotation, biological process: proteasome-mediated ubiquitin-dependent protein catabolic process; regulation of proteolysis. Gene Ontology annotation, cellular component: nucleus; cytoplasm. Gene Ontology annotation, molecular function: ubiquitin protein ligase binding. The record is from RefSeq and is a predicted model, not a curated record.
CAAUGGAAGCAGUUAAAGACGUGACGGAGACAGUGACUGUGGACCUGGGUGCACUCCUGGACGCCGGGGACGACGCCACGGUGAUACUCGAGGCAGGUGACACUCGGCUGGUGGCGCACAGGGCCGUCCUGGCGGACAGGAGCCCAGUGUUGGCAGCCAUGUUCGCCCACGACACCCUCGAGAGGAGCACCAGCGUGGUGAGGAUUGCCGAUGUGGGGGGCCCGGUGCUGAGGCAGCUGGUCUCCUACCUGUACACCCUGCGGGCCCCCCAGCUGCCCGGCACGGCCCCCCAGCUGCUGGCCGCAGCGGAUAAGUACGGGGCGUCGGGGCUGAAGGCGGAGUGCGAGCGCCAGGUGGCCGCUCAGCUGACUGUCGAGACCGCGGCGGCCGCAGCCGUCCUCGCAGUCCGCCACUCCUGCAGUGACCUCAGGCGAGCCGCCAUAGAAUUUAUUAAGGCCUGCCCGUUCGAGGUGAUGGCCACUCAGGGGUGGGCAGAUGCGAUGCUUCAUCAACCUAAGGACUUGAUCGAAGUGAGCCGAUUGCUGUAUGAUCCACCACCAAAAAGCAGCGCACCAGUCGUUAUGGAGCUGAGUACCACAACCAGAACCACCACCACCUCCGCCGCUGCCGCCACCUCUGCCAGCGCACUUCGCCAGACACCUGCUGCUGCGCAGCCCACGACUACUCAACCUGAUAAGGCCACUGUCUCUCAAAUGCGCGCACCAGUCGUUACGGAGCUGAGUACCACAACCAGAACCACCACCACCUCCGCUGCUGCCGCUGUCGCCACCUCUGCCAGCGCACCUUGCCAGACACCUGCUGCUGCGCGGCCCACGACUCCUCCACCUGAUGAGGCCACUGUCUCUCAAAUGCGCGCACCAGUCGUUACGGAGCUGAGUACCACAACCAGAACCACCACCACCUCCGCCGCUGCCGCCCCCUCUGCCAGCGCACCUUGCCAGACACCUGCUGCUGCGCGGCCCACGACUCCUCCACCUGAUGAGGCCACUGUCUCUCAAAUGCGGAGCCUUUCUGAGGAGGAGCGAGGCAGGAGGCUGAGAGAGGCGGCUGAGGAGGGGGCGGUGGAGGAGGUGCGGGCGUUGCUGGCGGCUGGGGCGGACGUGGGGGCGGGGGACGAGGUGUACGGGUGGACCGCCCUGCACUGGGCUGCAGGGAGAGGCGACGCGGCUGUGGUGCGGCUGCUGCUCUCUGCGGCGUCCGACCCCAACGCCAGGACUCUGGGGGGGCAGACGCCGCUGCACUUGGCGGCACGGAAUGGCCACGCAGAAGCGGCGGCUGCGUUGCUGCAGGCCGGAGCCGACAGGGGGGUGAGGACUGAUUGGGGGAACACCCCCCUGGACUUCGCCAGGCAGCAAAACCGGCAGCAGCUCGUCGAGAUGCUAACAGAGCGUUAAUACGUGCCAGUAGUAGUUCAUUGUACAUGAUAUUAAAAUAAAAA